AUGUCUAUUCACUCCACUGCUCUCCACCGCCUUAUCUCUCUUUUAUCUCUUUCUUUCUGGAUGGUUAUUCUCACCUCUGAUCUGAAGCUUCCUUUCACAGUGUUUAGCGUUCCAGAGGACUUUCAUCAACCGCAUGUUUCUACUUAUCCCCUGAUCCCCUUUCUGCUUUACUUCCCACCUUCGUUCCGCCAUAGACAUCUUUGA
This is a messenger RNA of Lactuca virosa, 204 nucleotides long. The record is from the annotation of a GenBank genome assembly. NCBI's taxonomy places the organism in Eukaryota, Viridiplantae, Streptophyta, Magnoliopsida, Asterales, Asteraceae.